UGCAUGUUAAUUCUACGGCUGUAUCUGAGCAAGCUCCAAUAGCAAGGCGUAAUUCCACUUCGGAGAACGGUAUGGUGCUUCAUAUUAUGAUUUAGAUGAUCUUAUGCUGCUCUUUACAUGUUAUGCAACUUUGGAGCAGGAAGCUUGUCCCGGAAACUCUCUACUGCUAGCAGCCUAGAAAGUAUGGAGGAAAGCUAUUUUCUGCAAGCAUCUUUGGACUCAUAUGAUGGUUUAUCCGAAAAGAGAUAUAUUGGAGAGGCAACUUUAAGUCCACUCUACAUGAAAAGCAUGACACCCAAUGCGUUUGAAUCAGCCCUUCGUCAGAAGGAGGGUGAAAUUGCUUCCUACAUGUCUCGUUUGGCUUCCAUGGAAUCCAUCCGUGACUCUUUAUCUGAGGAGUUGGUUAAAAUGACUGCACAGCGGCAUUCUUGGCAGCCGCUCUCUGGUUCUUUCUCUUCGCUCUUCCGGGGCGGCCACCUCCAAAUGGACUUGUAA
Messenger RNA from Hibiscus syriacus, 495 nucleotides. RefSeq names its product golgin candidate 5-like. The record is from RefSeq and is a predicted model, not a curated record. The transcript has 3 exons. Lineage: Eukaryota; Viridiplantae; Streptophyta; Magnoliopsida; Malvales; Malvaceae. Bases 118 to 495 code for a protein of 125 amino acids.